ACAGGACCCGAGUUCGAUCGUAAGCAGUCGCAAAUCGGAGAAAAUUUAUCAGCUUCGCCUUCUUCCGCCACCGUCGCCGUUACAGCUAGAACCGAAGGAGCUUCUUUCCCCAGAAAUAAUCUGAUCUCCUCUUUAUUGAACAAGUAACAGUGGAAGCUGUUGUUUUGAAUCAAUUGAAGCUCUGUCUCCGAGUUUUGGAUCCGUGGUAUUAGCUAAGGUGGGAAAUUUCUGAGUUGGGGAGCCAUGGUGUGGUGUAAACAUUGUGGAAAGAAUGUUCCCGGAAUACGCCCCUACGAUGGUGCAUUGGCAUGCAAUUUAUGUGGGAGGAUAUUGGAAAAUUUCAAUUUUUCUACUGAAGUUACAUUCGUUAAGAACGCGGCUGGACAGAGCCAAGCGUCAGGUAACAUAGUGAGGAGUGUUCAGAGUGGGAUCUCAAGCUCACGUGAAAGGAGAAUUAGAAUUGCUAGAGAUGAGUUUAUGAAUUUGAGAGAUGCCUUGGGAAUUGGUGAUGAAAGAGAAGAUGUGACUGACAUGGCUGUUCGAUUCUUUACAAUGGCAGUCGAACAAAAUUUCACUAAAGGCCGCAGAACUGAACUAGUACAGGCUUCCUGUCUCUACUUGACUUGCAGGGAAAAGAACCUUCCGUAUCUUCUUAUUGAUUUUUCAAGCUACCUUCGAGUUAGCGUUUAUGAGUUAGGUUCUGUGUACUUGCAACUCUGUGAAAUGCUGUACAUUGCUGAAAACCGGAAUUAUGAAAAGCUUGUUGAUCCUUCAAUAUUCAUUCCUCGAUUCUCAAACAGCUUAUUGAAAGGAAAACUUCGUAAAGAUGUUUGGCAUACAGCUAGAGACAUUAUAGCUAGUAUGAAGAGAGAUUGGAUACAGACCGGCCGGAAACCUAGUGGAAUAUGUGGAGCAGCACUUUACACAGCUGCGCUUUCGCAUGGUAUCAAGUGCUCUAAGACAGAUAUUGUGAAAGUUGUGCAUAUAUGUGAAGCAACUCUAACCAAACGAUUGAUUGAGUUUGGAAAUACCGAGUCCGGAAGUUUAAAUGUUGAUGAGCUCACAGAAAAAGAAAGAGAAAGAGAAAGGGAAAUGCAUAAAGAACCUGUUUCCACGAAACCAAAGUCAAACAAAGAGAGGGUGCUCUGUAUGCAUCAGGAUUGUAAACCUUUUGGUUAUGGACUCUGUGAGAGCUGUUACAAGGAUUUCAUUACUGUUUCUGGAGGACUUGUUGGUGGGUCGGAUCCUCCUGCUUUCCAGCGAGCAGAAAUAGAGAGAAUGGAAAAAGCAGCUAGAGAAGAAAACGAGGAAAGAGGUGGUAGUCUAAACCAUGAUGAACGACUAAAUUCCGAGAGAGAAGCUGACUAUUGCGGUGUGAACAAAAGUGAGAAACGAUGUUCGGAGAAAGGUGAAGGAAAAAAGGAUGGGGAUUAUGGACAUCUUGAAGAUUCGGACGAAUCAGACAACUUUUCUGAUGUCAACGAUGAUGAGGUGGAUGGCUAUAUUCACAACGAGGAGGAAAAGCGUUAUAAGAAGAUCUUAUGGGAAGAAAUGAACAAAGAAUAUCUUGAGGAGCAAGCAGCUAAGGAAGCAGCUUUGAAGGCGGCUAGUGAAGCUUUAAACGCCAGCAACUCUAAUUGCCCAGAACAUGCAAGAAAGCUUGUUGAAGCUUCUAAAGCUGCUGUGACAAAAUCUAGAAAGGAAAAGCAACAAAAACGAGCUGAGGAAGCAAAGAACGCGCCUCCCCCAGCCACAGCCAUGGAAGCUGUUCGGAGAACUCUUGAUAAAAAGAGACUUAGUGGGCUAAUAAAUUUCGAAGUUUUGGAGGAGCUCUUUGAUACAUCCCCAGCUGAAAAAUCACCCAAGAGAUCGAAAACCGAGACGGGCAAGGAGAAACAGAAGAAGGAAGAGAAGGAGGAACUGAGGAGCAAUGAAAAUGAGAAUGGUGAAAAUGAAGACGAAGAUGAAGCUGGAGCUGAAGAGGCUGAAGAAGGCUAUGUAGAAUUAUACGACAUGAAAACAGAUUUUCAAGACGGCGAGAAAUUGUAUGAAGAGGAAGAGGAAGAGGAAGAGCAAGAAGAGGAUGGUUAUGAUUUUGGAUUGUAUUGAUAUAAAUUCUACAUAAAAUAUGUAUAUACAAACUAACUAAUGAAGGUUUACAUAAAGUUUUAUAUCUAAAAUUAUGCGUCAGUCUUUUGAAGGAAACAAAGGCUUUUUUAGACCCAAUCUUUGUAAAAAUGUUAAAUCUAUACAUAAACUUAUGUACAGUGCUAUUUCAUAUUUAAUCUAUUUAAACAUU
Molecule: messenger RNA, 2299 nt
Organism: Eutrema salsugineum
Lineage: Eukaryota; Viridiplantae; Streptophyta; Magnoliopsida; Brassicales; Brassicaceae
Product: transcription factor IIIB 60 kDa subunit
Exons: 20
Coding region: 244-2109 (621 amino acids)
Biological process (GO): transcription by RNA polymerase III; DNA-templated transcription initiation; transcription preinitiation complex assembly
Cellular component (GO): transcription preinitiation complex; nucleus; transcription factor TFIIIB complex
Molecular function (GO): TBP-class protein binding; RNA polymerase III general transcription initiation factor activity; RNA polymerase III type 3 promoter sequence-specific DNA binding
Source: RefSeq, a predicted model, not a curated record